Messenger RNA from Diachasmimorpha longicaudata, 1482 nucleotides. Its product is annotated as sn-1-specific diacylglycerol lipase ABHD11-like. The transcript is spliced from 2 exons. The coding region runs from base 499 to 1179 and encodes 226 amino acids. The record is from RefSeq and is a predicted model, not a curated record. NCBI's taxonomy places the organism in Eukaryota, Metazoa, Arthropoda, Insecta, Hymenoptera, Braconidae.
GAAAAUAACGAUGAAGUGUGGAAGAGUACGAGCGCCUUACCCGAAGACACGUCACUUGAAAAAUAACUUGACUUUAGAUUAAUGGUCAACACCUUCAGGGAGUGAUAGGUUCUGGAUCAAUUGGCAUUGUUCAGUCGAUAAUGAUUAAAUAUAUAUUUAAAUGGAGACCCAUUACACCAACGUUCACCAGGAAUUUCAGCAGGGCUGUCCAGCAAUCACCGGUGAAGCUUGCAUAUACCGUUCACGACGCGGAGACCCCUAAAGAGGUACAGAAUGGGCGAUUGACGUUGAUGUUAUUUAUGAUCUAUCUUGCUGACAGCCAGUAGAAUUCGUUUUACUCUUGAGGUGUCUCACAUACUCCAGAAAUUUCAAUAUUCUCCUCUACAGGGACCGCAAAAAACUCCAGUGCUCUUCUUACACUCAUUCUUAAGCUCCAAGGAAGAACUGGCCCCACUGUCGAAAGCUCUGAAUCAACGUACGAAGCGAACAGUGAUCGCAAUGGAUGUGAGAAAUCACGGGGAAUCACCGGAGGCACCGGAGAUGUCGUUUGAGUCUAUGGUAGCUGACAUCAAGCUGUUCAUCCAAAAUUUAAAUCUGAAUAAGAGUAUUUUGAUGGGACACAGCUUGGGAGCAGGAAUUAUGAUAUCUACGGCUCUCAAAUAUCCUUCUUUAGUUGAAAAAAUUGUUGUUAUCGAGGCAAAUCCAGUCGAAAGCAGUCCGAGUCUCAUUAAAAUGGGGGAAAACGUUAACAACUUGAGUGUGGUCAACUUCCAGGGGCUCCGGACACUUGAUGAGGCAAGGAAACACGCAGAUAUUUCUCUUCGCCAUUUAAUCUUGUCUCCAGUUGUUCGAGAACGUUUCACUGGAAUUAUAAAGGAAGUGUCCCCUGGAAAGUUUGCAUGGGCGAAUAACUUUCCAGUGAUAGCGAGAGACAUGAAAAAAAAUGUCAUCGACUUUAUGACUGAACAAUUAAUAGCUGAUUUAAAGAAGAAACCCUUUACAAAACCAGCAUUAUUCAUAGGAGGUAGUCAAAGUGAUUUUUUCGAGAUAAGACAUUAUGCAGAGAUAAGAGAAAUAUUUCCUAGGGCUGAAUUCGCUAUUAUCGAGGGUGGCAACCAUUGGGUGCAUUUGAAAAAACCUGCGGAGGUUCUCAAAAUCGUCUCAGAGUUUAUAAAUUGAGAUUGACUGCUAAUGAUGCUCUUAUCGAUAGAGAGAGUAACAUACGAUAGUAGGGAACUACCUCACGCAAAAUAGAGACACCUGUUGACACCCGCGCCAAAUGAUAAAAUUGACGAUAAAAUUAACGACCCAUCCUCAUAAUUAUUAACUGCUUAUGUUCUGUCAUUAGUGGGUUAACCUGACCCUCGAUUAAUGUACCUAUCGACGUCAUUAUCCUUUCAAAUAAAUACUCCCUGCUACUCAAGAGACAAAGUUUCCCAACCGUCAAUUGAUGAUGUAAUGAAUAAACAUCAAUGUAAUUGC